CGUGGUACUGGCAGUCAAUGGAGAAGUAUGGAAGGGGAGUAAAGUGCUGGUUGUGAUCUGCAGUAAAGUAUGCGUUUUUAAUACUUACCUUGUGCUGGAAGAAUACACGAUGGAAAACACCGUGACGAAGAGGCUGCGCAGCAGGACGGUGAUGCGGUGGGUGUCACUAGGGGUUCUGACCUACGUGUAUGUGGUGGGGGAGCUAAGCCACUUUCUGCUGGGGAUCGUGUCUAGGCCCAUGAGCCAGGAACUCCACUACGGCGACCAUGCCUGCCUACCUAACCCCAACCUCUCGAACAAGUCUGACGAAUGCCGCCCGUUAAAUGAAACCAGUUGUCCUUUGCUCCUGGAGGACGACAAAAAUUCGACUUGCGUGUGGGACUACUCUGGCCUGGGGCUGCAGUAUCAGGUGCUGGCAGGACCUGCCUUCGUAGCCGUCUUCACCACUGCCGGUGUCAUCAUUGGUAUCAUCUCCGACAGGUUUAACAGGAAGACAGUAGUGACAGUAUGUUGUGCGGCAUUGACGCUGGCAACGGGGCUCACAGGUGCUGCUAUGAGUUACUGGCAGCUGGUUGUCUUCAGGAUGGUCAUGGGCGCUGGGGAGUCGGCCUUCACACCCACUUGCAGUAGUAUGAUCUCUGAUAUGUUUGAUGAGUCUCUCCGUGCCCUAGCGCUGGCAAUCUUCAACUGGGGGGUCUACUUCGGCUAUGGUCUCUCCUACGUUGUGGGUAACUUCAUCACUGCUGCUGACAUUGCCAAUAUGGGAUGGAGGUGGUCAUACAUUAUAACCGAUGGGGGCGUAUUGGCUACUCUCCUACUCUUCCUAAUAGUGAGAGAUCCUACCCGUGCCAGCCAGGCUGAGAGCAAGUCAGGCAUACAACCCACUAAACCACUCAGAACCAUCAGCACCAUUUCGGGCGACUCUGAAGACAGUGACGUCGAGUUCACAGACAUCAAUGGGAAGAACAUUGUGACAUCGCCUACGGGCAGCCAGGCAAAGGAGGGGCUUUUGAGAAGACAUUCUGGUCCGAAGGAUGUGGCUAAGGCUCUCUGCAAGCCUCCGCUGCUGAUGCUGACUUUUGCUGCCUGCAUAAGACAUACAGCGGGCUUCUCAUGGGCAUACAACACUCAGCUUUAUUUCCUCACCUACUACCCUGGCUUCAACAUCGGCUUGUGGGUGAUGAGUGCCUCUAUAAUUGGUGGGUCACUGGGAGUGACUGUGGGUGGAUUCGUUUCUGACAAACUGGUCAAGAGGAUCGGCAUCCGUGCUAGGCUGUACGUACUGGCUGCGAGUCAGCUAAUAGCAACGCCUUUCGCCGCUGGUGUGCUGUUCUUCCCUCCUCCAGGCGCCUUCUUCAGUCUCCUGGGGUCUUACAUCUUCGCUGAGAUGUGGUUUGGUGUUCUGUUCGCUGUGCUGCUGGAACUGGUGCCAAGCACAGUGCAGUCCACUUCCAUUGCCGUCUUCCUCUUCGUUAUGAACAAUGUGGGUGGUAACAUGCCCGUAGUGGUCGACCCUCUGUCUCAUCUCCUCUCCUACCGCAGUGCCCUCUAUAUCAUGUAUCCUGGAAUGUAUCUAGCAAGUUCUGUCUUCUUCUUCCUCACAAGUUUCCUGUUGUGAAGAUAGACUUAACCAGUGUUGUACAUGGUUGCUGGGAAUACCCACCUUGCUGGCAGAGGACUGCCACAUGUUGAAUUGAAAAAUAAUGCAGAUGGUCACAGAAGAUGUUGGACAGAAAGCCUAUAGAGCCUCACACAGCUACAUUAAUCAGAGAGUACGUAAUGUAUAAGACAAGAACAGGUAGUCAGGAACACAUUUGCUGAGUCUUGUACAUCUGAAUCAUCUGACACCAUCAACAGACAAUUGACCAGAAUAAUCUUAGCCUUUUAGCAACAUACAUGGGUUUAUUUAAAUCAUUAUCUUAUCUUAAAAAUGUUGGAAAUAUAAUAGUUAUGUGGUAAAAAUUAUAAGUAUUAUUUGAUUCUCUUACACAAAUAUUGUGUAUUAAUUGGCUUUGAAAAAUUUUUGAAUUUAGAAAUUCACAAAUUAUUUAAUUUUCUGAUUUGUGUUGCCUGACUUGCCUUGCAAUAGCCUUAGAUUCUCACAUUUUACGAUACCAUAAUAAUAAUAUUUAUUGAUAAAGAAAUACUGUAAUAGUACAACUUGGCAUGUACACUGCUCAGAGUUGAUGGUUCAGGAACACAUUCUUUGACCUGCAGAAUUUGUAAUAAUCAUCAUUAGUACAGUAUUCUCCCAAUUUACAAUAACUUACAAUGAUCUGCACUUAUAAUCUUGGCAUUUUGAAACUAGUUAAUUAUUUACAAACUAUGAUUCUCCCUUCCACUACUUUCGGCCAUGGCAAUAUCACUUUUGGUGAAAAGACAGUUACAGUAUUCAACAAGGCUGAAAUAUAAAUUUUUUUCUAAAUUUUUUACUAAAUUCAUUGAGAUAUUUUGUGUAUCUUCAUAUAUGCAUAUGUGGAGAAAUCAUAUUUGCUUGGUAGAGAUUUGAUAAUUACAUUUGUGUGUUAGAGGUGGUACGGAGUCAUGUCUAACACAUGGUCAGUGGCUGAGGUAGUGCCAGUUACUGCAUAGAGAAGACCAGGGCCAGGACCCAUCCUGGUGAACCUACCUGUACCUGGCUGAGGUGCAGAGGCUCAGGUCAGUUUCCUCAACCACCCUCCCUCCCUAUUCCUAUUGCAUCAUCCAUGGAUGUAAAACCUCUCACCACUUUGGAAUCUUUGUUGAGGAAACAUUUCACCACAUUAUGGCUUCACCAGUCCAGUACAAAGAAGAACAGUGGAAAUAGAGAAGGAGUUUGAGGUAAUCAAUCCCUCAGCCUGGAAUUCUUCAACAUUUAUCCAACCUAUGGACAAGCUCUAUUUACACUAGUGGAUGGUUCCACUGUGACUCUGCCUCCUCCUGCUUUAACUCGCCUGACUGCAAUGUAUAAGCUACUUCUCCUAGCAUAUGCUCUACUUUCUUCAAGAUUGAUGGACUGAACACAUUGAUUCCAGGCUGAGAGACUGAUCACCUCAAACCCCUCCUCUAUUUCCACCAUUAUUCUUUGUAUUGGACUGAUGAAGCUGCUGUGUGGUGAAAUGUUUCCUCAGUAAAGAUUCCAAAAUGUUGCACAAGUGUCUUAUUCUUCAACUUGUCAGUUUUCUAAACCAGUUUUCACAACUCUCAUCACUGCCUUCCCACGCGCACCUGAUAACUUCAACAUAACAAUGAGCAUAUGAUAGAGGGCAUAUUGGAAGUACAUGUAUUGUCUAUCUCAAAUCUUUGCUCUGCUGUAUUCCAAUAAGUACUGAUUGCUCCGAGGGUCUUCGGUGUUUAAUAUAUAGUGUUACUAAACCAUAGCAAUUAAAAGUCACGAGCUGGAUUUCUGGUUAAGGCUCGAAAUAUUUUAUCAGAAGAAAGUUUUGUAUGUAUCAAGAGGCUAUGCAAAUAGCAUGAAUAUUAUGAUUCAUGAAAUAGUAAUACACAAUUGCAAACAAACCACAGAACGAGUGGGAUUUGAACCCCACCAUGGGUUCAAACCCCACCUAUUCUGUGGUUUGGUAACAUGAAUAUUACUUGCAUUAGUAACUGGGUCAUAUUAACAUAAUGAGAGGCUGGUGUUUAAUAAUUAACAUACCAGGCAAAUGACAGACUAGGUAAAAAAAAAAAUAAUUUUUGAUCUCUCUUAUUUAAUAUUUAUUUAUUAUUAUUAAAAAACAAUACUAUUAGUUGAAUGAUAUCUUUUCAGCUCAGGUUGUCUUUAUAUCUGCAUCAUGUAGCUAUUCAAUGAGAUAUGAAGGAGAGGCUGCACUCAGCAAUAAAAAGGCAACUAGUUCAUUUUGUAUUUUUAGUAAAUUGCUUUUAAUGGACUAUUUUUCCAAACAUACCAUAAUAUAUUUCUUAAGCAUUAUCAUAUUCUGUAAUACUAUACUUUAGUACUGUACAGUGUAUUUUCUGUUUUAAGUUAUUUAGUAAAAUAUCCUGAGUUUACUUUGAGUGUUACAAAUUCUUUGGAAAAAACCUGGAUGGGUGCACAGUAAAAAAUGCCAAAUCAAACUUUUAUAAUAGGAAAAUAUGAACAGUCUGUACUUAAUUUUCAAAUGAAAUAUGAAAACAGCUGCAGCACAAAGUAGUCCAGUGGUAGCUGUCAAGUAUUUGAUAUUGUUAGUUGUCAGUGAUGUAUAAGCAUAGCACAUGUAAUUGUAUGUUAAUGGUAUAUACUCUAAAUAUUCCAGGUAUAUAUAACUGUAUACUCAUGAUAUAUGCUCAUCAUAUGGCUUAGAUGAGAUUUAUAUUGGUACUGUGAUUUAUAUAUGGUUCUGAAUGUUAUUGAAAUGACAGUAGUUUGUUGGAUUAUGUAUUGGUAGAUAAAAGACUGUUGAGUAGACUUCAGGAUGUACAUGUUUAUAGAGGGGCCACAGAUAUAUCAGAUCACUUUCUAGUUGUAGCUACACUGAGAGUAAAAGGUAGAUGGGAUACAAGGAGAAUAGAAGCAUCAGGGAAGAGAGAGGUGAAGGUUUAUAAACUAAAAGAGGAGGCAGUUAGGGUAAGAUAUAAACAGCUAUUGGAGGAUAGAUGGGCUAAUGAGAGCAUAGGCAAUGGGGUCGAAGAGGUAUGGGGUAGGUUUAAAAAUGUAGUGUUAGAGUGUUCAGCAGAAGUUUGUGGUUACAGGAAAGUGGGUGCAGGAGGGAAGAGGAGCGAUUGGUGGAAUGAUGAUGUAAAGAGAGUAGUAAGGGAGAAAAAGUUAGCAUAUGAGAAGUUUUUACAAAGUAGAAGUGAUGCAAGGAGGGAAGAGUAUAUGGAGAAAAAGAGAGAGGUUAAGAGAGUGGUGAAGUAAUGUAAAAAGAGAGCAAAUGAGAGAGUGGGUGAGAUGUUAUCAACAAAUUUUGUUGAAAAUAAGAAAAAGUUUUGGAGUGAGAUUAACAAGUUAAGAAAGCCUAGAGAACAAAUGGAUUUGUCAGUUAAAAAUAGGAGAGGAGAGUUAUUAAAUGGAGAGUUAGAGGUAUUGGGAAGAUGGAGGGAAUAUUUUGAGGAAUUGUUAAAUGUUGAUGAAGAUAUGGAAGCUGUGAUUUCGUGUAUAGGGCAAGGAGGAAUAACAUCUUGUAGGAGUGAGGAAGAGCUAGUUGUGAGUGUGGGGGAAGUUCGUGAGGCAGUAGGUAAAAUGAAAGGGGGUAAGGCAGCCGGGAUUGAUGGGAUAAAGAUAGAAAUGUUAAAAGCAGGUGGGGAUAUAGUUUUGGAGUGGUUGGUGCAAUUAUUUAAUAAAUGUAUGGAAGAGGGUAAGGUACCUAGUGAUUGGCAGAGAGCAUGCAUAGUUCCUUUGUAUAAAGGCAAAGGGGAUAAAAGAGAGUGCAAAAAUUAUAGGGGGAUAAGUCUGUUGAGUGUACCUGGUAAAGUGUAUGGUAGAGUUAUAAUUGAAAGAAUUAAGAGUAAGACGGAGAAUAGGAUAGCAGAUGAACAAGGAGGCUUUAGGAAAGGUAGGGGGUGUGUGGACCAGGUGUUUACAGUGAAACAUAUAAGU
This is a messenger RNA of Cherax quadricarinatus, 5518 nucleotides long. Lineage: Eukaryota; Metazoa; Arthropoda; Malacostraca; Decapoda; Parastacidae. The record is from RefSeq and is a predicted model, not a curated record.